Cygnus atratus (black swan) is the source of this 2681-nucleotide messenger RNA. RefSeq names its product cyclic nucleotide gated channel subunit beta 3 (gene CNGB3). NCBI's taxonomy places the organism in Eukaryota, Metazoa, Chordata, Aves, Anseriformes, Anatidae. Gene Ontology annotation, biological process: monoatomic cation transmembrane transport. Gene Ontology annotation, cellular component: photoreceptor outer segment; plasma membrane; intracellular cyclic nucleotide activated cation channel complex. The record is from RefSeq and is a predicted model, not a curated record. The transcript has 17 exons. The coding region runs from base 1 to 2337 and encodes 778 amino acids. Gene Ontology annotation, molecular function: cGMP binding; protein-containing complex binding; intracellularly cAMP-activated cation channel activity.
AUGGGUAUGGUUCUGACUAGGCAAGUAAAUAUUGCUGCCAAGGACAAGGGUGUAGCAGAAGCCAGAUUAGAUGGAGCUCUGGAACUCCAGGUGGACCAGUGUGCCAUACAGAUACAGAUACAGCACAAAGAGAAGGACAUCCAAGGCAGACAGGGAGUUCCAGCAAAAACACCUGAGCCUUCACAAACUGAAAAAUCAAAUGAACCAGCUAAAGCAACUCUACAGAAACUGCAUCUGCUCAAUAAUGGAAAAGAAGAUGCAAACACACAGAAGACAACACCUCAAGGAUUCCAAACAAAUGAGUAUGCUGAUGCUCAGCUUCAAGAGAUUGUCAGAAAAAUGCGGGAAAGGGCCACAGUCUAUAAGGAAAAGCUGAAAGACCCUGUGCUGUCCUCCCCUGAAGGCACACCAUCAAAAACGAAGCCUCCACCCCCACCAAAAGAUGAAAAAAAGGAAGAAAAGAAAGAGGAAGCAGAAGCAAAGCCAGAGGAGGAUCACUACUGUGAUAUGCUCUGCUGUAAAUUCAAAAAAACACCACUGAAAAAGUACAUGACCUAUCUACAACUACCAGACAGCAUAGACUCAUACACAGAUCGACGUUAUGUAGCAUGGCUCAUGCUUGUGACAGUUGCCUAUAACUGGAAUUGCUGGUUUAUCCCCCUUCGCUUUGUGUUUCCAUAUCAAACCUCAAGUAAUACAAUAUAUUGGGUUGCCAUAGACAUCAUCUGUGAUAUCUGCUACCUGUGUGACCUGCUGGUUUUCCAGCCCCGAGUGCAAUUUUUAAAAGGUGGAGAUAUAAUAGUAAACAAAGUGGAAAUGAAGAAAUUCUACCACAGCUCUAUGAAGUUUCGGCUCGAUGUGAUAUCAGUAUUGCCAUUUGAAGUUUUAUCUAUCUUCUUUGGAUUUAACCCAGCAUUUAGAGCAAAUAGAAUGCUAAAGCAUAACACAUUCUUUGAGUUUAAUGAUCGUUUGGAAGCUAUUCUGGACAAAGCAUACAUCUACAGGGUCAUUCGAACAACUGGAUACUUGCUGUUUAUCUUGCACAUUAAUGCAUGCUUGUAUUAUUGGGCUUCAGACUAUGAAGGACUUGGCAGCACUAGAUGGGUGUACGAUGGCCAAGGAAACAUGUACCUGAGGUGUUACUACUGGGCAGUUCGUACAUUAAUCACCAUUGGAGGCCUUCCAGAACCACAAACCCUGUUUGAGAUAGUUUUUCAACUGCUGAAUUUUUUCUUGGGUGUCUUUGUCUUCUCCAGCUUAAUUGGUCAGAUGAGAGAUGUAAUCGGAGCAGCUACAGCAGGACAGAACUACUACCGAUCCUGUAUGGACAACACUGUCUCCUAUAUGAACACUUACUCCAUUCCAAAAGUGGUUCAAAAUCGUGUUCGAACCUGGUAUGAAUACACAUGGGACUCUCAGGGAAUGCUGGAUGAAUCAGAAUUACUGGAGCAGAUGCCAACCAAAAUGCAAUUAGCCAUUGCAAUUGAUGUGAACUUUGCCAUUGUCAACAAAGUUGACUUAUUCAAAGGUUGUGAUACUCAGAUGAUAUAUGACAUGCUGCUAAGGUUGAAAUCCAUUGUGUAUUUACCUGGUGACUUUGUCUGCAAAAAGGGAGAGAUUGGCAGAGAGAUGUACAUCAUCAAACAAGGUGAAGUUCAAGUCCUUGGAGGCCCUGAUGGUACAAAAGUCCUGGUUACACUAAGAGCAGGAGCUGUAUUUGGGGAGAUCAGCCUAUUAGCUGCAGGCGGAGGAAAUCGAAGGACUGCCAACGUGGUGGCUCACGGUUUUGCCAACCUUUUCAUUCUAGACAAGAAAACACUCAACGAAAUCUUGGUACACUAUCCUGACUCAGAAAAACUUCUGAUGAAGAAAGCAAAGGUGCUGCUGAAGGAGAAGGGGAAGCCUGCUCCUGGACCACCAGUGCAACAACCACGGGGCUUGGCUGGUCUUUUUGGGCAGAAACAGGAAACUCCAAAAUUGUUUAAAGCGAUGCUUGGAGGUAAAGGAAAAGCAGGUCUUGCCAAGCUGCUGCAGCUGAAGAGAGAACGAGACAUUCAGGUAAUGCCACAGGAAACAGAAAACGAAGCUGAAACAGAGAAACCUGAACAAGAGGAGAAGAAACCCGAACCAGAGGAGAAGAAACCCCCUGAGCCUGCAGCCUCAUCUGCACCCCCUGCACAAAAUGAAGAGCCGAAUGCAGACGCUAAGCCUAAACCACCUGCAGUUAUGCACAGAGGAACCACUAAUGAGUCUCUGAUCAUUAGUAUGUCUCCAUCACCUACAGCAGGGGAAGGAGAGAUCCUUAAAGUUGAAGCUAAAGAGAAGAAAAGGAAAUAGAUGGUGCUUUGGGCUGCGUUUUGCUGAAUUCAGAGGGCUAGUGUGACUUGGCUUUUGGGUACAAAAUAUAGAAGUAGAGGCUACUCAAGAAAGAACCUAUCCCAGCUCAUCUUCUUCCUUCCCUCCUCUCCUGAGGCAACUGGGCAGAUUUGUAUAUCUACCUCUGAACCUUGAGCCUGAAGAGAGAACUCCUGGUGUAAUAGGAAUUAGAGAUCUGACUGGAUUUCAGGAUAGCAUAUUUCUUGGUUGAUCCAUGCUCUCCAUUCUCUCUUACUCCGUCUUGUUUCUGCUUCUCCUUUUCCCUCUUCUGUUUAUUCUUUCUUUCUUACUGUUUUUCAUGGUUG